Aspergillus puulaauensis is the source of this 840-nucleotide messenger RNA. Its product is annotated as sulfotransferase family protein. NCBI's taxonomy places the organism in Eukaryota, Fungi, Ascomycota, Eurotiomycetes, Eurotiales, Aspergillaceae. The record is from RefSeq and is a predicted model, not a curated record. Bases 1 to 840 code for a protein of 279 amino acids. The transcript is spliced from 4 exons.
AUGGCCGCAAACGCCCCCUUCCCCGCCGCAGACCACCCGAUGAUGAAACCACCCUUCAGACGAAAGAAACCGAUGCAAGUCCUCGCUCUAGGAAUGUCUCGAACAGGAACCUUAUCCCUCUACACUGCGCUCAACGAACUCGGAUACAACUGCUAUCAUAUGACCGAAUGCUGUCUGGACUUCCGCAACGACUCGCUUCUAUACUGGAAUAAGGCCAUCGAUGUGAAGCGCCGUGGAUAUGGGAGGGAAUUGAAGAGGAGGCAUUUUGACUUGAUGCUUUGGCGAUAUGAUGCCGUCACCGACUUCCCAUGUACUCUCUUCGUCGAAGAGCUCAUGGACGUAUACCCCGACGCAAAGAUAAUCCUGACAACGCGCGAUCUAGAAAGCUGGGUCUCAUCCAUGCAGCACAGUCUUUACGCCAUUCUCAGGAUGAAGCGGCUAAAGCUUUUGGCCUUGUUUGACUGGAAAUACACCCGUCCAGUCCUAAAACUCAUCCGCUCCGCACUCACAAUCUGGACCGACGGAGUACCAAAGGACCCAGACCAUCUGAUAGCCGGCUACGUCGCGCACAAGGCACACGUUCGCGGUGCCGCACUGCAACGUAAGAGAGAAGUCUUCGAGUUCUCCGUGAAGGAUGGAUGGAGGCCGCUGUGUGACUUCCUGGGUAAAGAAGUUCCGACGAAACCGUUCCCAAGGGUGAACGAGGGGAGUUUUAUUGCGCAGUAUCUGAAACUGAUGUUUUGGAAAAGGGUUGUGGAGCUGGGGGCGCCGAUUCUGGUGGCGGCUUGCGUGUCUUGGGUUAUGAAUGGGGUGUUUUGGUGGUGGGUUUUGCCUAUGUAG